Molecule: messenger RNA, 2551 nt
Organism: Cydia pomonella (codling moth)
Lineage: Eukaryota; Metazoa; Arthropoda; Insecta; Lepidoptera; Tortricidae
Product: NAD kinase-like
Exons: 9
Coding region: 137-1477 (446 amino acids)
Biological process (GO): NAD+ metabolic process; NADP+ biosynthetic process
Molecular function (GO): NAD+ kinase activity
Source: RefSeq, a predicted model, not a curated record
CGUACGUUCGGACGUGUGUUGCGGCCGUAUUUCACGUUUCGGGUCAAGCAUCCCUACACUUGUGAAACGAAACGGUGUAAAAAAUUCACGCGUAAAAAAUUGCAAAAGUGAUGUGCUAAACAGCAAAACUUUAACAAUGCUGGCGAUGGAUUCUCUGUGGUGCGGGUCGGAGAGCGAGCUCUCGACGCUGAGGCUGUGCAAGAGCGCGAUAGAGAAGCAGGAGUACAGGCUCAGACGGAAGCCGUCGAAGAGUCUGAUCCCGCAGGGGCUGCUGCACGCGCACCCCGAGCAGCCGCGCGCGGUCAGGAGGCGAAGGUCCGGCACUUGGCCGAGGACAAGGUCUCUGAACGCGCCAUCUCCCAUCCACCAGUUCGGACCAUGCGGCAGAAUAAUGAAGAACUCGGCUAUGGUUAUGCAAAUCCAAGACCCGGCGUCGCAGCGGCUGACGUGGUACAAACAGCCGCUGACGGUGCUGGUGAUCAAGAAGGUGCACGAUGCUACCAUCCUCACGCCGUUCGUGCAACUCGUCCACUGGCUCGUUCAUGACAAAAGCAUGGUAGUUUACGUAGAAGCAGCCGUACUGGACGACGUGCUACUGGCAGAAUACGGGGAUUUCACAUCAGUACGGGAGAAGCUGAUGACGUUCCGGGCGGGACAAGAUGAUCUCACGGAUAAAAUUGACUUCAUCAUCUGUUUGGGGGGCGAUGGGACACUAUUACAUGCCAGCUCGCUAUUUCAGCAAUCGGUGCCCCCCGUGAUGGCGUUCCACCUAGGCUCGCUCGGCUUCCUCACGCCCUUCGAGUUUAACAACUUCCAGGACCAAGUCAUGAAUGUUCUAGAAGGUCACGCGGCGUUAACGCUCCGAUCGCGAUUACAAUGCGUGGUGCUCCGCAAAAGCAAGAAGGACAACGAGGGCCGCAAAUGCAUCCUGGUGCUCAACGAGGUGGUGGUGGACCGCGGGCCCUCGCCCUACCUCUCCAACAUCGACCUGUUCCUCGACAACAAGCACAUCACGUCCGUGCAGGGCGAUGGUUUAAUAGUAUCGACCCCGACAGGCAGCACCGCGUACGCGGUGGCGGCGGGCGCCAGCAUGAUCCACCCGUCCGUGCCCGCCAUCAUGGUGACGCCCAUCUGCCCGCACUCGCUCUCCUUCCGGCCCAUCGUCGUGCCCGCGGGCGUCGAGCUCAAGAUCGCGCUAUCGCCCGACGCGCGCAACGCGAUGUGGGUGUCGUUCGACGGCCGCAGCCGCCAGGCGCUGCAGCACGGCGAUAGCCUCUACGUAACCACCUCAGUGUACCCGGUGCCGUCGAUAUGCGCGCAGGACCAGAUCUCCGACUGGUUCGACUCGCUGGCCGAGUGCCUGCACUGGAACGUGCGCAAGAAGCAGAAGCAGAUGGACGAGCUCAGCGACAUGACCUACUCGUCCAGCGACAACCUCGAGGAGCUGGAGAACAACGAGCGGCCCGCGGACACGUGACCUUAUAGUAUUACGAUGGAAUGCGAGUUGGCUUAACACAUUCCUUUAGGGCGCCGCCAGCGCUGUUUUAUUCUCGGGCUGUACUUGCCGCAAAACUAAGUGGCGAGUCAAGUCGUAUAUUAUCGAAAUCAUGUUAUGUCCUCCGCACUUGCGCGCCCUUAUGGAGCGGGACUCGGAAUAAUAAUAUACGCAUUUGGUGCCGCGGCAAGUAUAAUAAACGAGGCAUUUUAAGCUGCUUUUCAGAGUUCGAGGUAGCUAACCCGUGAGAGUUCAUAAUAGUUUCAUCUAAAGCUAAGCUAUUUAGCUGGUGUGUUAUGAACACACAUAACUCCACAGUUUUCCGGCUAUGUUGAAUUAGCUAAACAGCGUAGCACAUUUCGAAUAGAAAUGCGGACAUAUUGUAAAUUACUCAAGAAUCUCGAAUAGUCAUCUUCUCGAAUUGUCCUAUUUAGAAGUAUUUUUUGUCUACCUAAAAAUUACAUUUAUAACUUUGAAUUGCCGCUGGCGGGCAUGUUUUCUUUUUAUUUAUGCGAAAUCACAUCGGCACAUUAUUUUGUAAUUUAUGCAACAAUGUCUUGUCUUUACAAUCGCCUCUAAACGUGAAUGAAAUUGCAAUAACUUUGUAAGUACUGUGCAAUAGAAGAAUUUUUUCACAAUGCGUCGCCACGAUUUGUGAUUUUCGUGUUAAUGCAUUUUAUGGGCUAUGUGAUAGUAUUUUGAAAUUAUAUUUUAUGUUUAAAUUGAGUUUCCCAGCAUUCCUUCGGACAAUAAAAAUGUAAUUCUGUUAUGUCUUCAGGGAUAUUUUCUUGUUAUGUUUUAUAGUGAAAUGGUCGGUUAAGGUUCAGAUUUAAGGAUUGUUUGUUUCGAUAACUUAGUGAGUACUUAUUGUAGAUAUACCAUCGAUGUAUAAGUGCCUUGGCCGCUUGGUGUUUUGAACAACGCUACAAACAUAACUAGUUUUUACCAACUACGGCGAGGUGCUAUUAAGAGUGCCAAAAAUGUAACAGGUACAUAGAUGAAUUAGUGUUCAGAAGAGCACAAAGAAAGUUUAGAAUUAUACGUUGUAAAUAAUAA